This is a messenger RNA of Danio aesculapii, 2146 nucleotides long. It is a transcript of the gene icmt, whose product is annotated as isoprenylcysteine carboxyl methyltransferase. Gene Ontology annotation, cellular component: membrane; endoplasmic reticulum. Gene Ontology annotation, biological process: C-terminal protein methylation. The transcript is spliced from 5 exons. Gene Ontology annotation, molecular function: protein C-terminal S-isoprenylcysteine carboxyl O-methyltransferase activity. The record is from RefSeq and is a predicted model, not a curated record. Lineage: Eukaryota; Metazoa; Chordata; Actinopteri; Cypriniformes; Danionidae. The coding region runs from base 14 to 892 and encodes 292 amino acids.
GGCUGUUUUCAACAUGGCAGGCAGCAAGUUGGUGCUAGAAGGGAGGAUCAGUAUUAUUAGCUUUAUCUCAGGACUGGCCGUCAUCAUAAUACCUUUACUUGUCAAAUUCGGCUCUCACGUGGACUGGAUAUUCGAUUACCUCACAGACGUGAAUGGCAAAAUAGCCAUCGCGGCGUAUAUUACAGUUAUCAAUGGCUUCCUGCUAAUCAUAUACAAGGGACCUUUAUAUAAGGUGGCUGUUCGAGCCUGCUUUCUUGGAUUUGCCUUUGGAUGUGGUCUCACUUUAAGUUUUGCAGAUACAACAUGGACACACUUUGGAUGGUAUAUGUGUUCACUGUCCUUUUUUCACUACUCGGAGUACCUGGUUACUGCCAUCAUUAACCCGCGCAGUCUUUCUCUGGACUCCUUCCUGCUCAACCACAGUGUUGAGUACACAUUAGCAGCUGUUUCCUCCUGGCUGGAGUUCACUGUAGAAAAGCUCCUCGUUCCAGAGAUAAAGCAGUUGAACUGGCUGUGUUUAGUCGGUUUGGUGAUGGUUAUGUGUGGGGAGGGUCUGCGCAAAGCUGCCAUGUUGACAGCAGGGUCCAACUUCAACCAUAUAGUGCAGAAUGAGAAGGCCCAGAGCCACGUUCUGGUCACCACUGGAGUUUACGCCCUCUUCAGACAUCCUUCCUAUGUGGGCUGGUUUUACUGGAGCAUCGGCACUCAGAUAAUGCUGUGCAACCCAAUAUGUAUACUGGGAUAUACGGUCGCCAGCUGGCGGUUCUUUCGGGAGCGUAUCGAGGAAGAGGAGAUCUCGCUCAUCCAUUUCUUUGGAGAGGACUACAUAGAGUACAAGAAGAAGGUCUUCACUGGCUUGCCCUUCAUCUCAGGAAUCAGGGUUAAUUCCUAAAUCCGUGCUGCGUCGAGUGAAGGAAAUAGCCUGAAAGUGCACACCCGGACACUUCUGACUGGCACUCUGAGCGAGCUGCUUGCCUGGUGGCAUCAUGGUGCGGCCCCUGAGGCAGCACAGAUAAAUGAGGUGGCAGCACAGUAAAACUGACCCGAUGAUCUGCUCUGAGACACAUUGGUCUGCUCUGAGCAUAGUGGAGCUUCCACCACCAAUAUCAUCAAAGAUACAAGUUUUUUCAGCAACUGUUUUUUUCCUACUUCAUCAUAUUUCUGUUCUGUCUCAUUUACAUUCCAUUCAUAAUUCAGAUAUCCUCUUAUUUAUAGUCAUUGCACCAUGAAAUUUCAUACACUGGUUUUGCGUUUGGUAUUUGUAAUCCCCUGGAUUUUGUGGUUAGAAACCUUAGAGGUUUGAUUCAGCGCAUCGGUUGCUUAUAAAUGUCCAGAGAUUUUCAGUAGAUUUCUUUUACAGACUUUAAAUUGGACCUAAGGUAUAUUUAUUCCAAUGGCAACUUGGAUGUUAAUUUUGUGUAAAAAUGAGUUUAAUAUGUCAGAAAGGGGGCUUUUUUACAUAUAUAUUGCACUCAUUCUGUCAGUCACAACAGGCCUACAAAUUAAAACUGAUUUCAGACAAUCUCUAAAUAUCUGUCAUUUGUAAAUGUUUUUUGACAAUUUUAAUACAAUUAUUAGAGAAAUAAACAUAUUAUCAAUUACAGCUUUAACUCUUCUGUUGAAUUCCCUUGUUCCCAUUGGUCUUUACAGUCCUCCAGUCAUGUUUCUUUGCAUCUGACUCCAUCCGUCUUCACUCCCACACUUGCUCAUUACCAUAUCUUUUUCGCUUUCCCUCACACUUGCAUGAUAUUUCAAGAAGAAAAAUCUGUUGUCCGGAAAGUGGGAUUCAGAGGGCCGAACGCCGGAGGGUUUGCUGUAUCCAAAGUCGUACUCUUUCCAGUUUGACAUUUCUGGGAGGAAGGCUCCACUCUCCUCCUGGCAUGAUGUAGCUUAUAUAGACAUUGGGUAAAGAAUAGAAAUUUCUUGCACACUUUAAACCAAUGAUGAGCACUAUAAUAUAUGCGUACAGGUAAUGGACAUUUGAACACAUGCAAUAGGUUUCUAUGAUGUAAGAGUUGCACUGCGUGCGAAAAGCUGACGGGAGAGGACCAUCCUACCUCUUGGAUGAUAACUGUACCACUUACAUUAUUAACAUCUUCAGCGAAAUGUAACAAACCUUUAAAAUAAACACUGAAUCUGAUGUUUA